CAAGUUGGGCAAGCCAACAUGUUGAAAAACCAAUGUUCACCCAUUAAUAUAAAUGGGUUGAGCCUAACAUACCCAUAUUUCAUUUUUUUUAACUUGUUGUCCAAUCCCGUUAUUCUAGUGAGCCAAACCGAGAGAACUUAGCCGACCGUUCCUUAUAUGACAACUCUAAAAAUAACAACAUAAUUUUCCCUGUAAAAUAUGAUUAUUACAAUUUACAAACAAAAAAAAAAAAAUUGUUUCUAAAAAUGUUUUCCCUACAUCUCAAUUUUCUUUCCCACCAAACAAUCUAUAGAAACAAAAAAAAAAAAAAAACAUUUCUCAACAAAGAAACUUCUAUGAGUUCUAAGUUCUAACCUUCUCUUAAACCCUUGUAAAACCUCAAAAUCGCUAAGUAGCGCAAACUUCGUCGUCUUCGGAGGAGAGAGAAUAUGCAAGGCCACCAUCAUCUCCGUCGCGCAGUACGCAGUCUUUCUUCUUCACUCUCACCUCGAUUUUCUCUCUCCUCUAACUCCAUUUCUAAACCCUUUUCUUCCUCAUCUUCUCUCACACCCACCUCAUUCAUCAAAAACAAAAACACCCAUGUCUCUAAAUUUGUUGUUAGUGAAGUAAUUAAUCAUACCCACAAUCCCAAUUCAUGUAAAAACGAUCAAAUUGAUGAUUAUUUAGUUGAUCCUGAAGUUGGGUUCCAAGAAGAAAAUACUGAGGUUGAAGAUUUAAAGAGUUUUGAUGGAAGUGCUUGUAAUUCGACUGUAACAGAUGCUUAUGCUGCUAUUGAAUUAGCUCUUGAUUCUGUUGUUAAGAUUUUUACUGUUGCUAGUAGUCCGAAUUUUAUUUUACCUUGGCAGAAUAAGUCUCAGCGCGAAACUAAUGGUUCUGGGUUUGUCAUUUCGGGGAGAAGGAUCUUGACGAAUGCACAUGUGGUGGCGGAUCACAAGUAUUUGCUUGUUAGGAAACAUGGUUGCCCUACCAAGUAUAGAGCAGAUGUAUUGGCAGUUGGACAUGAGUGUGAUUUGGCUAUCUUAGUUGUUGAGAAUGAAGAGUUCUGGCAGGGUAUGAAACAUUUGGAACUUGGAGAGACUCCGUUUCUGCAAGAAGCUGUAGCUGUUGUAGGAUAUCCGCAAGGAGGGGAUAACAUCUCCGUAACAACAGGUGUUGUUUCCAGAGUUGAGCCGACACAAUAUGUACACGGGGCUACUCAGCUCCUGGCGAUACAAAUUGAUGCAGCUAUCAACCCGGGUAAUAGUGGAGGCCCAGCAAUCAUGGGAGAUAAAGUUGCUGGAGUAGCAUUUCAGAACCUUUCAGGUGCAGAGAAUAUUGGUUACAUUAUUCCAGUGCCUGUGAUAACGCAUUUCAUAGCUAGUGUAGAAGAUCGUGGUAAGUAUGUGGGUUUCUGUUCUUUGGGUUUGUCGUGCCAAGCAAUGGAAAAUGAGCAGCUGCGAGAACACUUUGGGAUGCAACCUGGAAUGACGGGGGUACUUGUGAGUAAAAUUAACCCAAUUUCGGAAGCUCACAAGAUUUUGAAGAGAGAUGAUAUUAUUCUGGCAUUUGAUGGUGUGUCUAUAGCAAACGAUGGGACAGUUCCUUUCAGGAAUAGAGAGCGAAUACCUUUUGAUCAUCUAGUCUCCAUGAAGAAAGUGAAUGAGAAAGCUGAGCUGAAGGUGUUAAGGGAUGGCAAAGAGUACGAUUUCUUGAUAAAUGUCCAGCCUUUGCAGCCAUUGGUUCCUGUCCAUCAGUUUGAUAAGCUGCCUAGUUACUACAUAUUUGCUGGUCUAGUCUUUAUUCCACUGUCUCAGCCAUACCUCCAUGAGUAUGGAGAAGAAUGGUACAAUACUUCACCUCGUAGAUUGUGUGAACGAGCACUCAGAGAGGUGCCAAAGAAAGCCGGUCAACAGCUAGUUAUACUAUCUCAGGUUCUUAUGGAUGAUAUUAAUGCUGGAUAUGAGCGGCUUUCAGAAUUGCAGGUGAGAAAAGUUAAUGGAGUGGAGAUCGAUAAUUUGAAGCACUUGUGCCAGCUUGUAGAGGAUUGUAAAGAAAAGAAUUUGAGGAUUGAUUUGGAUGAUGAUAGAGUUAUUGUAUUGGAUUACCAUAAAGCUAAGCUUGCAACAUCUCGAAUUUUGACACGACAUCGAAUACCUUCUUCUACAUCUAGUGAUCUCGUCGAGAGUGAAGAGGAACCAACUGUAGCUGCAUCCUAGAACUGAGACAUAUUCUUCUUCCCAUUUUUGGUAUCUAGCUAUAUGUAUUACUAUGUUCCAUGUGAUUUUAGAUCAAAUUAAACUAACUUGAAAUUGUAUUGACAUCAUUUAUUCUUUCAUCUUCAUUACAAGGGAAAAUGUAGAAAUAUUGGUGAGCUCCCUUGUAUGCUUAGGCUCCUAGUUUUAGUCUUUUAGAUGUUCAAAGUAGUCAAGGAAAUUGAUCUUUUCAAUUCUGUUUCCUUCCUUUUUCUCUCGCAAAAACAAGGGAAUAUAAAUUUAUAUCAUUCACCUCGAUUUUUCCUAUCCAAA
Messenger RNA from Beta vulgaris subsp. vulgaris (sugar beet), 2504 nucleotides. Its product is annotated as protease Do-like 10, mitochondrial. The coding region runs from base 429 to 2195 and encodes 588 amino acids. The record is from RefSeq and is a predicted model, not a curated record. Gene Ontology annotation, biological process: proteolysis. Gene Ontology annotation, molecular function: serine-type endopeptidase activity; protein binding. Lineage: Eukaryota; Viridiplantae; Streptophyta; Magnoliopsida; Caryophyllales; Amaranthaceae. The transcript has 8 exons.